AAUAUCUUCUCUCCCUCUCAAAAUUACGCUCGACGAGGUGGACGCCGGCGGUGAAAAUGAAUGAUAUUCUUGUAUAAUUAGGAGACAAUAUAAAAGAACCAAAGGGAAGCGAAAACGAAAGGGAAGGAGCGGGGAAAGGAGACCUGCUAAUUAUACUUUUGCGUAAGAAAAUUCAGGGAAGAGGAAAGACAGAAGGGAAAGAGAGGGAGUUCUGCAACUGGUACACAAGCAAGAUGGUGGCGAUGACGCAUUCUCUCAGCGGGAGCGUACCGCCUUUCGUCGACGCGAGUACCAUCAAGAGAAACCCCAACCACCCGAAGAGGAAGGAGUUCUUGUGCUAUCAGAGAGGUGGACGAGGAGGAGGAGGAAGGAGAAAAAUCGAAGGAGAACACGGAGUUAUUCUGCGCAAAGGCAUCCAUUACCACCGUCUUCUUCACCACCACCACCACCCUUUUCUCAUUAGAAUCGAUUCCAGGGCGAACGCCUUUGACCCCGAUGCUGGGUCCAGCGGCGAGAACGGGGUCGGGGGAGACCAAGACGACAUCGACUGGGAGAAGGAGAUGAGAGAGAGGCUGAAGGAGAUCGAGGAGAUGAAGGAAUUGGAACGCCGGGCAGAGGAAUUGCAGGCUGGGGAGGCCGAGGCGGUGGCAGCAGUGGCGGAGGAGGAGACUGAGGAGGAGAAGAGGCAGAGAGUUCGGAAGGAGCUGGAGAAGCUGGCGAAGGAGCAGGCAGAGCGGAGGGAGACGGCGAAGCUGAUGUUCGAGGUAGGACAGAAGGCGUAUGGGAAGGGCAAUUACGGCAGAGCGAUCGAGUUUCUCGAAGCAGCACUUACCAUUAUCCCCCGUCAGACGCUUUUUGGCGGAGAGAUUCAAAUAUGGCUUGCAAUGGCAUAUGAGGCUAAAAAUCGCCACAAAGAUUGCAUAGCACUCUAUCGGGAGUUGGAAAGUAAGCAUCCCAGCCUGAGCAUUCGAAGGCAAGCUGCUGGUUUGCGCUACAUUUUACAGGCACCGAAGCUGAAGAUAUCUGAGGAAGAGAUGGUCACCAUUCCUCUAAUUGGUUCCAGUUAUGAUAGCUAUGCAGGUACAUGGAGUGACAAAUACAAGGACAAAAGCGAAAGGAAGGAAAUUACAACCAACCAGCUUCCCUCAACCAGAGACUAUUUAGCUGAUUUCUUUGUAUGGCGUCCACCAAUUGGAUGGGAGAAGAGCAGGGCAUUUUGGGCAUAUGUGACAGUCUGCUUGGGUUUGGUUGGAUUCUGCCUCCUGAUUCAGAGAUGAAAUCUUCUAGGCCUGUUCAUGCGAUUGCAUGAGGAUCUGUAUAUUAAUCCCAUGGAGGAUUGUGAAGCAUCCGGAGCAUGGCUAAGCAAAGAGUCGAAGAAAGCAUGGGUUUGGGGGUGGCUGCUUCACAAUGUAUGUUGUGCCAAUUCAUUGUUAUAUCCAAGUCAUGCACAUAAUACAGCAUGUAUGUGCAACUGCAUUGCAGUUCUGGAACAUGUUUGAAGCUUUGAAAAAGUGUUGUUCCUCUUGUAUACCAGAAAGUAUCCAGAUUGCUUUCCUGUUCUUUUAGUGGAUAUGGAAUGAAACAGCAUGCAGUUUGUCGUUGUGCUACCUUAA
Messenger RNA from Nymphaea colorata (pocket water lily), 1613 nucleotides. RefSeq lists its product as uncharacterized. Gene Ontology annotation, molecular function: protein binding. The coding region runs from base 234 to 1277 and encodes 347 amino acids. The record is from RefSeq and is a predicted model, not a curated record. NCBI's taxonomy places the organism in Eukaryota, Viridiplantae, Streptophyta, Magnoliopsida, Nymphaeales, Nymphaeaceae. The transcript is spliced from 4 exons. Gene Ontology annotation, cellular component: chloroplast thylakoid membrane.